This is a messenger RNA of Drosophila pseudoobscura, 3429 nucleotides long. Its product is annotated as RUN domain-containing protein 1. Lineage: Eukaryota; Metazoa; Arthropoda; Insecta; Diptera; Drosophilidae. Bases 729 to 3242 code for a protein of 837 amino acids. The record is from RefSeq and is a predicted model, not a curated record. The transcript is spliced from 3 exons.
CUGAUCAGAGCCGGAGUUCCCCAAGACAGCGUUCUUUGGCCCAUUUUAAAAGCAUCAACCCUCGGAACUUCCUGAAUCUCGCGGCAGUGUAAUGUUGGGCCAAAAAACGGAAUAUCACAAUAAACAAGAGUAAAUCCUUCAAUGUAAAUUUUACUAUCAGAAGUAAACAUCCACCAGAGCUAGCCUUCAAUGGAAAUUUUAUCCCGUGCAAGAGUAGUCACUGCCAGCUGGGAGUCGACUUCGACUGUUUCGGCCAAGGAACAGCUCCGUAAGCUCCACUGAUCCAUGAGAAAGCUUUCAACGAAAGCCACAAUCACCUUCAGGCUGCGGACAGUUUUAGCCUCCCAUUUCCACCCAUCUGUAUGAAAACUGCCCGGAAAGCUAACUUUCUAACUAAAUCCACGAAUGCCACAACUUACUGAUGCUCCAAUCUUGAUAGCUUAUAUCAAAAGAUUUGAUUUAAAUCAUACAAAAUAUCUACUGGUGGGAUGUAAACUUCAAUAAAAAGCUCGUACGAAAACCACCCACGCUUCGUUUGUAUCUCUUUCCGAUAACAAAACCCUUAAAUACGGAAUGUUUUUUUGGUCAUGGAAAGCUCCGUAAGCUCCACUGAUCCAGGAUCAAGCUUUCAACGAUAAGCACACACCCCCGAUGGUGGGCGGGAAGCUUUAAGCUUCCAUUGCAACCCCUCUGGACGAAAGCUAGCAGUGACUUUCCAUGACUACUUCAUGUCAGUCAGUGCGUCAGAAACUGUCGCAGGGCGCUCAUCGUGCGGCCCAAAUCCUCCCCCGGGCUGCCAAAGUGGCACAGACACACACACAAAGCGAGACAGAGCGAGCGAAAGCGUACGACAUACAAAGAGGGUUAGAGAGAGCGAACAAGAGUGGGAAGCAGCAGGCGCUGGGCCAGCUGGCAUAGAAAGCGGAACUGGCCACCGAUUGAUUUUUCUUUGCAAACGGGAAACGCGGAAAAGUAAACCAUACGUAAACAGAACGCAGAGUCUAAGCCUGCGAUUCCAUUUAGAAAUGGAGGAGGCACUGCAGUUGACCGAGGCGGAGGCCACGGAAUCAAUGGAAUCAUCCCCCGUUGAAGGCCAGCAGCCUGUGCAUGAGGUGAACAGCUGCCACGACAAAGCUGCCACAUAUCCAGAGGAAACCGAGACCGAGACGGACCCCGAGCACGAUCCAGAGCCAGAGCAGAUGCUUAGUGAGAGGUGGUCCCCGCUAGGAGCCAACUACGAUGACGCCAAUAGCGCCAGCUCCGGGGUGGACUGCGAGCUGGAGCCCACUUUGCUGGGCCUAAGUCUGGAGAAGAGCAGCCCCGGCAAUGAGACGGAGAAUGCCAGCGAACUGGCUCGCCUCCGCAGCAUCGAGGAGGAGCAGGAGCUGCUCACCAGCUCCCUGCUGGCCCUAACCUCGCACUUUGCCCACGUCCAGCUGAGGGUGCGACAAAUUGUCGAGGCUCCCGCGGAGGAGCGGGACCAGUUACUGCGGGAUCUGGAUGACUUUGCCUUCCAGGGCAUUCCCGAUGCCGGCCUCGGCCAGAAGAAGGGCUCCGACGCGGAGCCGGAGCGUGAGACGGAGACCGAUGGCCAGCUGAUUGAGCAGCUCAAAUCGCAGCUGACGGAGCUGGAGCAGUUGGCAUAUGAGGCCGGGGAACCGGGCAUCCUGCCGCAGCAUGUCCUCCUCGAGAAGCAGAAGUUCAUCCUGGACGAGCUACGGGCCAAGCUCAACCUGCAGGUGGAGCAGCAGGAUCUGCCAUCGCUCAGCACGGAUCAGCUGCGGCACCAGGUGGACAACGCCAUCGGGGAGUUUGUGGGGCCGCUGAAAAUGAAGGAGCAGCUGGUGGCCCAGCUAAAGACACAGAUCACCGACCUGGAGCGCUUCAUUGCCUUCCUGCAGUGCGAUGCGGCGGGCUCCGGUUCGGGCUCCUCUGCCAGCGGCAGCGACAGGCUGAAGCUCCUCUCCGGAGCCUACAACAGCUAUGCGGCCAAGCAGACGGCCCGUUCCCAGGUCUCUUUGCCCGCUCCGGCGGAAACUUCUCCUCCAUCUCGUUCCUAUUCCCAUUCGUCAGCCCUGCCCGUGGCCCAGGCGGGCGAGAGCCUGCAUAGCAAGGCACACGGAUUGCUGGACAAGGCCUCCAUCCUUAUGCAGAUGUUCGCCACCACGCACCUGGCCAAGCCGCGCGAGGACUUCCAGCAGAACACCCUGAAGAAGACGCACAAGGGUAAUCACUGGGGGGAUCUUCGUGCCCAGCUGGAGGUGGAUAUCCAGGAGGUGGCCGCCUUGGCCGCCACGCUCAGCUGCGACCGCGAGAAGUUGGCCAAUAUCAAGCGGGCCCUGCGACAACAGCAGCAACAGCAACAGCAGCAGGCGGGAUCCUCGAGUACAUGCCUCAAUCCCCAGAACGGAGCGUUGAUUACCUUGCCACCGCGCUGCAGACGGGCCGUGGCCGCAGGCCAUGAGCUGGCACCAUAUGCCGCGGCUGCUGCGUCGGCAGCCACCUCCUCCGACUCAGAAGAGGAAGCCAGCUACGACCGCUUCGAGUGGGAGAAGGAGAUCAAGGGUCUGAGCCUGGGAAGGCGUAUCGUUCACAUGCGCGGCGACUCCAUAGCCACUAUCGGACGCGAGCUGACGACCGUGGUGCGCAAGAACUUUGCCCGCACUGUGCAGCAGCUGAUCCAGCAUGGCCUGAGGAUUCCCGCCGAGUCGGCGGCCUCCAGCCUGAUGGUGCCCUUCAUGCGAUGCCUGCAUCCGGGGACGCAGCGCAUGGCAGCACCAUCUGCCCAAGAGUCGCAGUUCCUCGGUCUGGGCCGUGGGAUGCACGCCUGGGAGCUGAUCCUCGAGUACUACCAGCUGAAGCAUGGCGAGGAGUACAACAACACACCAGCGAGAAAGCUCUCGCUGAGCUUCCAACUGGACAUUGUCGAUGCCCAGGCUGUGACGGCCAAACAGAGCCUGCUCAGCACAGUGGGCAUGAUCCUGGCCAUGCACAAGCCGUACAAGCGCAGCCACAAUGCCCACUUCAAGGCCUUUGUCUGUGCGGGACUGAACUCCCAUCUGCUGGUGGAGUGGCUGAAUCUGAUCCUCAGCUGCAACGAGCUGAUUGAUACCUACUACUCGUCCACCAGCUAUGUGGCCCGCACUGGCUUCCGCGACUCGUUGCGCUCCAUCGACGCCCUGUCCAAGUUUGACUUUGAUCUGCCAGUGGACCUGGCCAUCCGGCACUUCCGCAACAUCUAAAGAGGAAGGAAAGAUCUAGACGCUAACUGAGAACUCUUAUUCAUGUGUAUGAUAUAUUUUUGACCAGGAUAGGGAGCCAGGAUCCUGGAAACUAGUCCAAAUCGUACUCUCGUACUAUUCCCUCACUUAUGUAUAAAUUCGUGUAUAUAACCUUAGAUAUGUCCCAUUAAAUCAAUUGCUAAUCCUA